Molecule: messenger RNA, 655 nt
Organism: Lactuca sativa (garden lettuce)
Lineage: Eukaryota; Viridiplantae; Streptophyta; Magnoliopsida; Asterales; Asteraceae
Product: protein SHI RELATED SEQUENCE 3
Biological process (GO): positive regulation of DNA-templated transcription
Cellular component (GO): nucleus
Molecular function (GO): DNA-binding transcription factor activity; DNA binding
Source: RefSeq, a predicted model, not a curated record
CACAUGCAUGUAUAUAUGCAUAUGAAGUAAAAAGUUAACAAAGACUCUCAUCUUUGAAGACAACAACAACAAAGAGGGGGAUUGUACGGUGGUUGCGGAUGAUGAGGUGCCUCGAUUGUGGUAACAAGGCAAAGAAGGAUUGUUUGUACUACAGGUGUAGGAGUUGCUGUAAAGGACAUGGAUUUAAUUGUCAAACCCAUGUCAAGAGCACUUGGGUUCCGGUUUCUACCAGACAGAUUCUUGUACGAAACUCAACAACAACUUCUUCUAUUGAACAACAACAAAUAAAUCUUUCAUUGUCAUCUGGGAUUGGAGGACAUUUUCCGAUGGAGGUGAGUGGUGAAUCUACAUUUACAUGUGUACGAGUGGCAACAACUUCAAGAGAAAAUGAAGUUGUGGAUCAAUAUGCAUAUGAAACAUCCAUAAACAUAGGAGGACGUAUAUUUAGAGGCAUUCUAUAUGAUCAAGGGCCUUAUAUUCCAACGAUGGAUUUUCAAGACAUGAAUGUAAAUGCGGGAGAUCAUCGUCCAACCUAACUCACAAAGGUUAAUAAAUCUAGGCCUUUAUUAUAUCAUUAGAGAACUCACAAUUCGUUGAACUCUCUAAAGAUUGACAUAUAGCGAUUUUAUUUUCUAUUUUACAUUAUUAUUUUUUC